AUGCAUAGGCCUCCACCUAUGGUGACAGCCACUCAUCCUACAGCUCCGUUGACUUCAUUUAAUCAACGAUUAAUGACCGAACUACGCGCAAAGAAAUACAGGCACCAACCUCAUAGAUUAGUGCGAAGCGUUAAAAAUAUCAUUAGUGAAAUUAAAGAGCAAAAACUCAAAUUUGAUCAAACGACCUAUAAUUGUUUAUUGACAGCUCUUAAGCAAGACCAAAAUGUAAAGGAAAUACUGCAAACAUUAGAGGAGAUGGAAGAACAAGGCGUUCCACCUUCCAUAGAGAGUUAUCAUAUUGCAUUAGAGACAGUGGGAAAUGCAAAAUGCAUUGCGCUUAUGUUUGAUUUGAAAGAUGCAAUGAUCAAACAAGGCAUUCAACCUACCAGCCACACCUACCAUAUCAUGAUUAAAAGUUUAUGCUAUGCAGAUAGUUUAGAAGAAGCGCUGGAUGUAUUCCAUUCACUUGGGCAGCCAUCCACCACCACAGAUACCACGGCUGCGACAAUAGAGCCUUCUCCUCUGACGUAUACUCUUUUGAUACAAGCCUGUUUACGUGUCCAUCAUGUGGGUACAGCUUACUCACUCUUACAACAAGCCGAAUCCAAAAACGUCAUCCAAGAUGCCAUGGCGCAAAGUCGAAUCUACAUGAAUGUAUUAAGGGCGGGUGCCGAUGCGGAUCGACUCGAUAUGGUGAAUCAUUGCUGGAAAAAGGCAAUUCAUGAACAAAAAUCCCGACCGGAUGAAGGCGUUUUGUUAAACACCUCCAGAGUAGCAGCCAAGUAUGGUCAACCGACGUUAGUCACGGAUAUUAUUCGUACGCUUGGUGCUCAUGGUUAUCCUUAUAAAGAGCAUUACUUUACGCCUUUAAUGGAAGCUUUUCUCAACAGCACUAAAAAUUCCUCCUGGCUGUCUACCAACAAAAGCAACAGCAGCAACAGCAACAGCAGCAGCAGCAGUAGCCAUGAGGAUCAACAGGAGGUGGACGCGGAUGAAAAAGACCUACCGUUUGUCAAGAAUUUAAAGAAUGCUUUUCAAGUGUUGGACAUUAUGCGUAUUUCCGGCAUUACACCUACCAUGCGUACGGCGCAACCCAUCUUAACGUACCUUCGUGGCAAUGUCAAGAAAGUAGAUGCCGCCUAUUUCGUGUUGGAAGAAAUGCGCAAGAAAGAAAACAGAAACAUUGAUGUGACAGCUUUCAAUGUGGUGGUCGCCGCUUGUGCUCAAUUGGGCGAUAUGGAGCGUACGAUUGCGACGUACCGUGAAGCGUCUCAUUUGGGAGUGACGAUUGAUGUGGAUACAUGUAACGCUGUGUUGGAUGCAUGUAUCUCUACGGCCAUGAAGGGCAUGGGCACGAUUCUUAUUGAAGAUAUGAAGAAGGAAGGCAUUCAGCCCAACAUGGAGACGUAUACCAAGAUGAUUGAGCUCGCAUUGACACAGCGAAAUUAUGAAGAUGCGUUUGUGUAUCUUGAAGAAAUGAAGGGGUAUGAUAUUGUUCCACCCCAAAGAUGCUAUAUGAAGUUGGCACAAAAGUUGGCAAGGGAGAGAGAUCCUCGGUUCCACAUGGUGAUUGAAGAAUUGGAUACGUAUGGCUACAAGAUUAGCAACGAAAGGGUGAAGCAGUUAUGGAAUAAUACCCCUAAUGACAAUGAGCCACCACGACGACAACAAAGAUCUCGGCGUUAUCAAGAUUAA
Molecule: messenger RNA, 1695 nt
Organism: Mycotypha africana
Lineage: Eukaryota; Fungi; Mucoromycota; Mucoromycetes; Mucorales; Mycotyphaceae
Exons: 2
Coding region: 1-1695 (564 amino acids)
Molecular function (GO): protein binding
Source: RefSeq, a predicted model, not a curated record